AUGCAGAUUGGAGCCUUAUUUCCUGAACAUCAACAAAGAAAGGAAGGAUGUGGAGAUAUAUGGGAGCAGUAUGGGAUACAGAGAACUGAAAUUGCCCUCAAAACGAUUCGUGAUCUGAAUGACAUUCUUCCGUUUAAAAUUGGAAUAACCAUAAGGGAUUCUUGUUGGGCAGAACGAGUUGCAAUGGAACAGGCGAUCGCAUUCUUACGUGGUGGCGUGUCACACCAUCGUCCAUGCUGUACUACGACUGGCUGCGAUGAGGAAACGAAUGCCAUUGUUGCAGUCGUCGGGCCAGCAAAAAGUUCCACCACAAUUGCUGUUCAAAAUUUGUUACAAGUGUUUCGGAUACCACAAAUUGGUUACGGAUCGACAACACCUGAUCUAAGUGAUAAAGAGCAGUACAGUUAUUUUAUGCGUGUGGUUCCAUCAGAUGCUUGGCAGUCCAGAGCAAUAAUCGCGAUACUCGAAAAAUAUAAGUGGCGAUAUGUUGCAGUGAUUUAUUCGGCUGGUAAAAAUUAG
Enterobius vermicularis (human pinworm) is the source of this 519-nucleotide messenger RNA. The record is from the annotation of a GenBank genome assembly. NCBI's taxonomy places the organism in Eukaryota, Metazoa, Nematoda, Chromadorea, Rhabditida, Oxyuridae.